Polypterus senegalus (gray bichir) is the source of this 3402-nucleotide messenger RNA. RefSeq names its product gephyrin. NCBI's taxonomy places the organism in Eukaryota, Metazoa, Chordata, Cladistia, Polypteriformes, Polypteridae. The transcript is spliced from 26 exons. The record is from RefSeq and is a predicted model, not a curated record. Bases 87 to 2531 code for a protein of 814 amino acids. Gene Ontology annotation, biological process: glycine receptor clustering; Mo-molybdopterin cofactor biosynthetic process; molybdenum incorporation into molybdenum-molybdopterin complex. Gene Ontology annotation, cellular component: postsynaptic membrane; cytoplasm; cytosol. Gene Ontology annotation, molecular function: molybdopterin molybdotransferase activity.
CCUCCCCGCGUGUUCCCUCCCCCGAGUUCGAGCAGCUUAGUGCUCGCCGCUGCCUGUUGCUCAGUGCGGUGACAGCGCUGCUAAACAUGGCGUCGGAAGGAAUGAUAUUAACAAACCACGACCACCAAAUCCGAGUAGGAGUCCUUACAGUAAGCGACAGCUGUUUCCGGAAUUUAGCAGAGGACCGAAGUGGGUUAAACCUCAAGGACCUUGUACACGAUCCAUCUCUGCUUGGAGGAACCAUAGCUGCCUACAAAAUUGUUCCAGAUGAAAUAGAUGAAAUUAAGGAAACAUUGGUGGACUGGUGCGAUGAGAAGGAGUUAAAUCUCAUCCUGACCACAGGAGGAACAGGUUUCGCACCACGGGAUGUCACACCAGAGGCCACAAAGGAAGUAAUUGAAAGAGAGGCUCCUGGGAUGGCUCUAGCAAUGCUGAUGGGAUCUCUCAACGUCACUCCUCUGGGCAUGCUAUCCCGGCCCGUUUGCGGGAUUCGAGGGAAGACACUCAUUAUAAAUCUGCCUGGUAGCAGGAAAGGUUCACAGGAGUGCUUCCAGUUUAUUCUGCCUGCCCUACCUCACGCCAUUGACCUCUUACGGGAUGCAAUUGUCAAGGUCAAAGAAGUCCACGAUGAGCUGGAAGACCUGCCAUCACCUCCACCCCCGCUGUCUCCCCCUCCUGCCACCAGCCCACACAAGCAGACGGAAGACAAGGGGGUCCAGUGUGAAGAAGAGGAGGAGGAGAAAAAAGACAGCGGCGUGGCCUCCACUGAAGAUAGCUCCUCAUCACACAUCACCGCAGCAGCCAUUGCAGCCAAGAUUCCAGACUCCAUCAUUUCCCGUGGCGUCCAGGUGCUUCCCAGGGAUACCGCCUCUCUUAGCACCACACCAUCAGAAUCACCGAGAGCCCAGGCCACAUCUCGUCUCUCCACUGCUUCAUGCCCCACACCAAAACAAAUUAGACGGCCGGACGAAAUCAAAGGAGUUGCUAGUAGAGUCGGAUCCCUCAAACUCCAUCGAAAACUGGAGGAGCUCAGAGAUCACCUAGAAGGCAAUGUGAAGGGAUGCUCUCUCAGAGUAAAUGCUCGGCUCCCUUCCUGUUCAUCCACCUAUAGCGUUUCAGAGCUUCACUAUAGGUUGGAAGGGCUAAAAGAUGAACUCAGGACGCAUAGAAGCUACGAGUCACGAGUGCAGUCCAGGUGCAGCAGCAAAGAGAACAUCUUACGAGCUAGUCAUAGUGCAGUUGACAUUACCAAGGUGGCGCGAAGGCACCGUAUGUCUCCAUUCCCUUUGACUUCCAUGGACAAGGCCUUCAUCACAGUCCUGGAAAUGACGCCUGUCCUGAGUACUGAGAUCAUCAACUACCGAGAUGGCAUGGGUCGUGUCCUGGCACAAGAAGUUUACGCAAAGGACAACCUGCCUCCAUUCCCCGCCUCGGUGAAGGAUGGUUAUGCUGUUCGAGCCGCUGAUGGUCCAGGAGAUCGCUUCAUAAUUGGAGAGUCUCAGGCUGGUGAACAGCCAACUCACACAGUGAUGCCUGGUCAAGUUAUGCGAGUGACGACAGGAGCUCCCAUCCCAUGCGGUGCUGAUGCAGUUGUCCAGGUUGAAGACACAGAGCUUAUCAGAGAAUCAGAAGACGGCACGGAAGAACUUGAAGUGCGAAUUUUAGUGCAAGCUCGGCCAGGACAGGAUAUUAGACCCAUCGGCCAUGAUAUCAAAAGAGGGGAGUGUGUGCUGGCAAAGGGGACUCACAUGGGCCCAUCAGAGAUCGGUCUGCUAGCCACCGUAGGGGUAACGGAAGUGGAAGUCCAAAAAUUCCCAGUGGUGGCAGUAAUGUCAACAGGCAAUGAGCUGCUUAAUCCCGAAGACGAUCUUCAUCCUGGGAAGAUCAGAGACAGCAAUAGGUCAACACUUCUCGCCACCAUUCAGGAACAUGGCUAUCCAACUAUCAACCUGGGAAUUGUCGGGGACAACCCUGAUGAUUUACUCAAUGCCCUGAAUGAGGGUAUAAGCCGUGCAGAUGUAAUCAUCACAUCCGGAGGCGUGUCAAUGGGGGAAAAGGACUAUCUGAAGCAGGUGCUGGACAUCGACCUUCAUGCACAGAUCCACUUUGGUCGCGUUUUUAUGAAACCAGGUCUACCAACAACAUUUGCCACAUUAGAUAUCGAUGGUGCUAGAAAAUUAAUCUUUGCCCUGCCAGGAAAUCCUGUUUCUGCUGUCGUCACUUGUAAUCUUUUUGUCAUCCCCGCCCUGAGAAAAAUGCAGGGGAUCUUGGACCCCCGGCCCACCAUUAUCAAAGCCAGGUUGUCCUGCGAUGUGAAGUUGGAUCCUCGCCCAGAAUACCACCGCUGCAUAUUGACCUGGCAUCACCAAGAGCCUCUGCCUUGGGCACAAAGCACAGGGAACCAGAUGAGCAGCCGUCUGAUGAGCAUGCGUAGUGCCAAUGGACUGUUGAUGCUACCUCCAAAGACUGAGCAAUAUGUGGAGCUCCACAAGGGCGAGGUAGUCGACGUGAUGGUGAUCGGCCGGCUAUGAUGUCGUCCACCGGCGGGCAGCGGCUAUGGUGCAUGUCCACAUAUCAUUGACUGUAAUAUGCAACGGCACAGCUAGAUUUUAUUGAUUGGGAUAAUAACUUUGAUCAGUUUAGUCGACAUCUUGAACACAAAACAAAACUAUAUAUAUAUGAAAAAAAAAACAAAUUCAAAGAGAAUAUAAUAAUAAGUUUUAAGAAAAUAAAAAGAGAUUUAUUCUGUAAUAUAUUAAAGAUCCUUUUUUUCUCUUUCAUUGCAAUAGCUUUGUGUGUUCAAUGCUAGGUCUGAUAGCAGUAGCUUUUAAUAGACAGCUGGAGGUUUGCCUGCAGAACUUGUGUUUUUUUUCCUCAUCUUUAAUAAAAGCGCAGAUACUCGAUGCUCCCAGCAAGGCGGUCUGCUUCCUUUCCACUAGCGUAGGUGACACGGCUUUCUUCCCUUCUGAGUACGCUUCAUUAACGCUUCACAGAGAGCUUUGCUUGUUCUUUAUCCUGUAACUUGUGUUUAAAUGUGUUCGGUGCCAAACAGAACCCGGCUGUGUGCGACCCCGGUGGCCUCCUCUCCGCUGCCAUGUUUUGGGAGGUAUCCCAGCAGCCACCUGGCUCUGCACUCAGCAACCCCAUUGAAUGGAAACAGAGGAAGAACUUUUAUUUCUUUUCAAAGAACAUGCUUCCUUAAGUGCUGACAGCCUUUUUAACCAACUAAUCAAAAAAUGUACAGAAAUAAAAUUAUGAUUGACCUUGUACAGAUAAAUAAGUGGACCAGCAUUCAUGUGGAAAUUAACAAGCAAUGAGAGAUAUUGAACAACUCUGUACUAUAACAUUUUCUGUAAUGAUAAUGAACCAGAAUAUGAAAAAAUUAAUAAAUCCUUGAUCAUU